Messenger RNA from Penicillium soppii, 933 nucleotides. RefSeq lists its product as uncharacterized. Gene Ontology annotation, biological process: regulation of transcription by RNA polymerase II. Gene Ontology annotation, molecular function: transcription coregulator activity. The transcript has a single exon. NCBI's taxonomy places the organism in Eukaryota, Fungi, Ascomycota, Eurotiomycetes, Eurotiales, Aspergillaceae. The coding region runs from base 1 to 933 and encodes 310 amino acids. The record is from RefSeq and is a predicted model, not a curated record. Gene Ontology annotation, cellular component: mediator complex; core mediator complex.
AUGAACGCGCUUGUCCAGUCCGCCCUGACCGACGUCGAAUCCAAACUCAAUGCCCUAUUGACUAGUCUCACAACAUCUCCCACUGCAGCAGGAGCUCCGGCCGCUGCGGUCGCCCUCCUCGAAGCGGACGAUGCGCUGACCUCCGUCAUUGAGACCCUGCGCCAGCACCAAGAAAACCAUACAAAGAUUCUUCGAUUACGCGCCGAGGCGCAGCAGCUAGAGGACCGAGUCCAAGGCAUCGUGAGAGACAUCGAAGGGUUCGACAAAGAUAUUCGAACAGCUUGUGGAAACGACAGCGACAGCGACUUCGACUCUGACGAUGACGAUGAGCUCGGGGGCAAAAAUUCGGUGCUACGAGGAAUCGAAGAGAUCGACUACAAACUACUACUGAAUUUCGCACGUCGGAUCAGCAAAUACAAUCACGAAGCAGCAGCCGAUGCCGCAGCGGGCGCGGCUGUGAAACGACAGGGGCCCGCGAUCGCCGAGAAAGACGUAACAAUGACGGGCACGAAUGGGGAAGCGCAAACCGAAGAAGACACAGAGCCCGUGGCGUCCGUCACCAAAAACGCAACCCAAUGGCUGGACGAGUCCGCAAACGUCACACGCGAGGUUUACAUGCUGCCAUACCCGAUGGAGGAACGGAUACGGAUGGGAUUGAUGGGUCAAAUCCAGCUCGCCGCUGGCGAUGACUCCGAAAAAGAGGUGGAACGGUUGCUACGAGAAGCUGAAGGCCUCGGGGUUGCAGAGCCACCAGCACCGGUGGAACCCGCGGAAAGCACAAAGCAAGCGGGUGAGGCUGCGAAGGCAGCUGCCCAUGCCGGAUCAGCAGCUACUGGAAUGCCGCGGGCGCAUGCUCCGGCUCCAGCGCCCAAGCCGAAGCCUAAGGCGAUGCUGGACCUGGAUCUGUACGAUCCUGACGACGAUGACGAUUGA